Actinia tenebrosa (Australian red waratah sea anemone) is the source of this 4909-nucleotide messenger RNA. RefSeq lists its product as uncharacterized. Gene Ontology annotation, biological process: hormone-mediated signaling pathway; activation of adenylate cyclase activity; protein phosphorylation. Gene Ontology annotation, cellular component: plasma membrane. Gene Ontology annotation, molecular function: protein binding; G protein-coupled peptide receptor activity; protein kinase activity. The record is from RefSeq and is a predicted model, not a curated record. Lineage: Eukaryota; Metazoa; Cnidaria; Anthozoa; Actiniaria; Actiniidae.
UGAUUUAGGACGACACUAUGUGCAGAUACCAAUUGUGGAGCUUUCGCAUUCAUCGAAGAUUUCAAUUGACAUAGAAAUGAGAUCCAUUAAUGCCUUAACAACUGUAAAAGGCUUGUCUCUUAUUUCCAUGCCAUGUGAAAGUAUUAUUCCAUGGUCUUCAAGUCAAGAAGAUGACCUGCCGAACAAGAUAAAACAUCUUGGGUGUUUCAAGGAUCCAACCAACUCAACAUCAGGCCACAUUCCAUCCUUGGAGAGCAUUGAUGAUCUCCUAACUGGCAGCUACAAGAAACGAACAGAUGCCGUUUCAAAAUGUGCAAGAGCUGCAUAUAGACGGGGGUUUGAGGUGUUCGCUCUUCAAAAAGGCGGGAAAUGCUUAGCGAGCCUGUCAGCGGAGCACGUGUAUUCUAGGCACGGGGAUAGUGCUGUAUGCGGUCAGUCUGGAAAAGGAGGGAUACAAGCAAACGACGUCUAUGUGAUGAAUCGAUCCUGCCCAAUGAACAAUACUAUGUGCGAAUGGAAGAAACAUGGCAGUCAGUUUAUUGAAAAAGAAAGAAUUAAGAAAUUUGCAAACUUUGUGGAAAUAAAAUCAACAAACAUUCCUGUAACAGUGCAGUUGCUGAAAGGAGUCCUCAUUACAUCACAAGGGAUAUUUGACCUGCAAAGACAAUUCACGAUCUGUUUCUGGGUGAAGUGUGAUCUUCAUAGAUUCUCAAUAACUCUCAUGCACACAGAAAAAAAUACCACAAUACACAUCGAGCAAGAAAACUGCCAGGUUCUCUUCGUGCUUCUUGGCCAAUCCUCGCGCGCUGAAUAUUGUACCUGUGAUGGCAUGUGGAACCAUUUGUGUUUUACGUGGAGAUCUCUUUCUGGUGUAUGGGAAAUAUAUAUAAACGGUCAGCUUUACAGCUUUGGUAGAGCUUGGAAUCGAGGAAAGAUUUUACCUGUUCUAAAACGCAUUACUUUGGAAAACCAUAAAUCGAACGUCACUGCAUCGAAUGACCCGAUUUCAUUCACCGGGCUUAAUAUUUGGAAAGAUAUAUUUCCUCCAGGGGAAAUACUGCGCAUGUCAUAUGGAUGUGGAGGAGAAGGGGUUAGUGGUAAUGGUGACGUCAUAUCGUGGGAGACCUUGAAAAGUACACUGAAAGGAAACUACGAGGUCAAUAACAAUGUUGACUGUCUCCUGCAACAAGGGGUACAAUUUAUGAAUUCCUCAUCAGCCAUUAAUGGCACGGCUGAGUUGACUCAGCUGUUCAAUCGAUCCUCUACAGGAAAACCAAAGUGCAUGAGUUUUCUUUACAUGAUAAUUGGAACAGGCCCACUGUCACURAUGGUUUUACAGAAAAUCCCAGUGAUUGGAGAGAAAAUAGUGUGGAUAGAUGACAAUGCUACUGAUGUGCCCGUGUGGAAGAAAGGGGAAGUUUCUUUAGCAACGGUAACAAAGUAUAAGGUAACCGUCAGAGGAAAAUUCCAGGCAAAUUCCAAUGGAUUCAUAGCAAUCGGGGAUUUAUCAUUUACAGAUGGAUAUUGUAAACUCUGGCAACAAUAUGCUGAAAAAGCAUGUGCAAUGGUUUUAACCAGCUUGUCCGGGGUGAUUACAUCACCCAUGUACCCAGCGGCCUAUCCUCCAGGAUCUAUAUGUACAUGGUAUAUCAAAGUGCCUAAGGGAAUGGUUGUUAGCCUUUCUACAGAAUUCUUUGCAUUAAAUUUAACUUCACGUUGUAAUGAGGACUACAUCGCUGUCUAUGACGGACCAUCACGUGAACACUCACCAAUGAUUGGCAGAUAUUGUGGUUCAACUAUUCCUAGAAUACUGUCAAGUUCGAACACACUCACAAUGCUGUUCAAUUCUACAACUCCUUUCAAGUAUAAAGGUGGUUUCAAGAUCAAAUAUUCCGCAAGAGUUGAGCCUCCUGGUACCAAAAACUCAGAACAAUGCCCUGCAAGCUGCAAAUGUUUUUAUACUUCUGGUGACAAGCAACGUCUCGUUGUCGAAGGGCAAUCGCUGUCUAUUGUACCAGGCAACAUCCCAGAUGAUACAGCAGUCUUGAUAUUUUUCAAAAACAACAUUAAUCGCAUGAAAUCGAAAGAACUUAGCUUGAUGAGAGUGUUAGAGUACAUAGAUUUGAGUGACAACAAAAUGUUAUACAUCGAUGACGAAGCAUUCAGUGCCUUAGAAUCUAUCCAAACCAUAAAACUAAACAUGAAUUUCCUUAGAAGUCUAGGCGAAGAGCCUUUUCACAAACUCCGCUCUCUACAAGUAUUGGACCUGGCAGAAAACUUAAUCGAUCAAAUUCAUCCUGAUACCUUCCACACAUUGGUCAAUCUUAAAGUUCUUUUCUUAAAUGACAAUAAAAUCAAGCAAAUCUCAGAAGGUGCAUUUCGAGGGCUUCGUUCUCUAGAUCGAAUGCAUCUUCAGCACAACAAGUUUGCAGUUGUACCGGAAACUACAUUCUCAGAUAUGGAGAACCUCAAAUUUCUGGAGGUUGACUACUUUAUGCUCUGCUGCUACGCAAAGAGAUACGCACCAAACGUCUACUGUGACGCCCCGGCACAUGAGUUUUCUAGCUGUGACGAUCUCAUGAAGAACAAAGCUGCAAGAGUUUGCAUUUGGAUUCUUGGGAUUCUGGCUUUCUUGGGAAAUAUAUGUGUCGUUGUCUGGCGACUCUCUUUAAGCGAGGACAAUAGAGUCCAGUCGCUUCUGCUUACCAACCUGGCCAUUUCUGACUUCCUGAUGGGUGUGUAUCUCCUAAUAAUUGCAAUAAAAGAUGCACAGUGGCAAAAAGUAUACUUCACGAAAGACUUCCAGUGGAGGAACGGGAAUGUGUGCAAGUUUACUGGAGCACUUUCUAUGCUGUCCAGUGAAGUAUCUGUUCUGAUGUUAACCAUCAUUACGGCCGAUCGACUAAAAUCGAUUGUUUAUCCCUUGAAGUUUAGAAAACUCUCUUACAAAAGUGCUUUGGUGAUUUGCCUCGUCGUGUGGGUUUUCGGACUGAUAAUUACUUUCUUGCCAACAACUUCGCUCGAGUAUUUUUACGAUGAGGAUGCAGAGAUGGGAUUUUACGGGCGUUCUUCAGUCUGUCUUCCCCUGCAGCUUUCCACAUCUCGUCUGGCCGGUUGGGAAUACUCAGUUAGCAUCUUCAUUGCACUCAACUUUGCUGCCUUCGUCUUCAUAUUUUUUGCAUAUCUUGCAAUCUUCGUCACGGUAAAAAGAUCUUCAGCCAAGACCAAUUCCAAGAACGCAAGGAAAGAGGCAGCCAUGGCAUGGAAAGUAAUGGCUAUCAUCCUGACUGAUUUUYGUUGUUGGAUGCCAGUCAUCAUCAUGGGGGUGCUUUCCCUCACCGGCAAUUUCCACGAUCCUCAAGGUCUUGCUUAUGUCUGGAUUGCAGUAUUUGUCUUACCAGUCAACUCUUCAAUCAACCCCAUACUUUAUACAUUUUCUAACGCUGAUGUAAGAAAGAAGUUCAUUAGCUAUUUCAUGAUCAGGUCAUUGAAUGGUAAUCACAGAAACACUGCAUCGACUGGAGUGACAUCGCAGGCUACAGAGAUGAAAAAGCAAGAUUCCCAAGUAUCUACUAUUCCGGCAAGCCUUAUACUAAAUGAAGUGUCAACAGUACUCCAGUCGGACAAAGAUACCAGUGGAGUGGGUUACUUGACGUGCUGGGAGAAGAAURAUUCAGAGUCUUUGUUGUUACUGAAGUGUUUCCUACCAGAAAACCAUGUCAAUUGGAUUCGAGAGGUCAAUCUUCUGAAGCUGUUGAGCAAAGGAACAGAAAAUGAAAACCUGAUGAAUUAUAAAUGGCAUACCAUAGUAAGAAAUAUUGAAAUUGAAACAAACAACGUCGAAAUUCCUGGAAUACCGCUUUCGCCAAACUGUAGUGUGAUUUGCUUUGGAUUUUCGAUGAAUUAUAUCCCACUCAUCAAGUUCCUGAAAGACUCAGAAUCUAUUGCCAGGGUUGAUCAGCUGUUCGCGGUAAUCCUAGACGUUCUUAAGGCAGUUGAAAAACUCCACAUAUCUGGUGUUAGUCAUGGAGAUGUCGCUGCACACAACAUCUUGAUUGAGCAUAAUGCCUGCAGUAGGUUUCCACAAAUCCGUGCGAUUUUGGGUGGGUUUGACAAAGCAAGAAUUGUUAAGUCAACCGCAAGGGCUGCUCAGGCAUACAAGACAGACAUAAAUCAAGUCGGUAACCUUAUUGAAGAAAUGAUGAUCAUUUGUGGUCACAGUGGAAAGUUUGAAGAAGUCAGUGACGUGAUUGAGAUGUGCUUUCAGGAAUCUUCUGAAUGGCGACAAAAAAUGGCGGAAAUCAGAGGUUUCUUUGAACAGUCUGCGUUUGAUGAUGACCGCGAAUAACAGAUGGAGAAAUUGAAGUGACAGGAACACGAAAGAGUAAAUACAGUGGACCAAAGAGCAAGGAAAAGGCUGUUUACACGUUAUAUAAUAUAUAAAGACAAACUACAUGUAGUUUUCGCACGCUAGUUCGCACAUGCAUGCUCACUAUCUUUAGGGAGUACAAUCGUUUUCAACCAAUCAAAACACGCUUAUAGAAGUCACUAUGUGAAAACUCUUAUCUUUUAAAUUGAAAUUCUAAGCUUUUGAAGUCGAUGAACUCUUGAAGGUUUCUUAGCUUCUUUUGUGGUUCCAUGUGGGAUGUUUAUACAAGUCUUCUCAAUAACAACAACAACAACAACAACAACAACAACCGGCCAAAGACAAAAGAAAAUAUGGUUUCGUGUCUCUGGUUUAGUGUAUCAGCAAACUGCAUUUAAACACCAACUGAAUCGAGUGCUUUCUCUCAGCGAAAACCUACGUAUGAAUAGGAUAUAAAUAAUUAUAUGUAGARAAGAAAUACGUUAUAUAGCAGAAUAAGCCUUUUUCCCCAUAGCGUCAUUUCCAUUUCUGUCCAAUGGCGCU